AUGUACUUGAAGCCAUUGUCUGAACACAAGGUCGUCAACCAAGAAAAGUUAGAGUUGACAAAACUAAUGUUCGGUGGUGGACCAUUCAGUGGCUUUUAUGGUUCUUUAGAAGGAGACUGGCCAUUACGAGCCGUACAACGGGCCUUUGAACUAGGCAUAAACGGCUUCGACACAAGUCCAUACUAUGGUGACAGCGAAAUAAUACUAGGCGACGCAUUACACGCACUGGGUCAUAAAUAUCCACGAAAUACAUACUACAUUGCUACCAAAGUAGGUCGCUACGGUCCCCUGAAAGGUGAUUUUGAUUAUUCAUCUGAACGCGUGGAAAAGAGCGUGAAUGAUAGUUUGGCGCGAUUGAAGACGGAGUAUUUGGAUAUUGUGUUUGCACAUGAUGUGGAGUUUGUCGAUGUGGAGGAUGUGGUUGGCAUUAAUGGUGCUCUGUCGAAAUUAUUUGAAUUGAAGAAAAAAAAGAAAAUUCGAUAUGUAGGGAUAAGUGGUUAUCCACUUGACGUAUUGCUUAAAAUUGCCAAAAUUCAACACGAUCGUCACCAACCUAUAGACAUCAUCCUCUCAUAUUGUCACUACACACUACAAAGCACAUUACUUGUCAACUACAUUCAGAAAUUUCGUAAAGAAGCAGAAGUUAAAUACGUGUUGAAUGCUUCACCAUUAAGCAUGGGUCUAUUACGUAAUAAGCCUCCACCAAAUUGGCAUCCAGCAUCCACGGAACUAAAAGAAGCUGUUAAAAAAUGUGCAGAGAUCGCAACUAAUGAAUAUCGGCAAAAUAUUUCUAAAUUGGCAGUGCAGUUUUCAUUGGGGUAUGAUGAGGUAGAGACUACUGUUAUCGGAUUUUCAAAUAAUCAGGAGGUAGAAGAAUCAGUGGCGUGGUUGCACGAAAUUGAAUCGCCCAAGCUUAAUGAGAAUACUAUAAUGCAAACACAACUACUUGAUAAGAUUAAGGAUAUUUUGGCUCCGCAUUAUAAUCAGUCUUGGGCUUCACCACCGCCUGAAUGA
Ambispora gerdemannii is the source of this 1014-nucleotide messenger RNA. NCBI's taxonomy places the organism in Eukaryota, Fungi, Glomeromycota, Glomeromycetes, Archaeosporales, Ambisporaceae. The record is from the annotation of a GenBank genome assembly.